CAAAUAAAACUAGUGUUUCUUCACUAAGUUUCUCACCAAACAGUGCAACAAAAGAGGGCAUAGUAAAGCCCAUUAGGAGUCUAAGUGGACUAGUUAGCAAUGGGAUUGCCCUUCUGGGCUUCUUCUCAACUUAUUUAGUAUCACAGUCAUACUGCAAUUAUCUGCAUGCAUCUGCACAAGCUGAUGACAAGACCGCCUCUUGGAGCAAACUGCAAGGCUGCAGCUCAGCUCACUGGGUCUUAAGUUUGAGGACUGGCUAAACAAAUAACCAGCGACUAUGACAACUUCAAUACAUGGCAGUCCUUCAGAUAUAGUUUACAACAAUGAUGAGCCUAACAGUGGUCAAACUAUAGACACCAAGAUGUCCAAUGGAUUGCAAGUGGUCAGAACGCUUAUCUUUUGGGUUCUCAGGUCAAGAGGUUUCACUGAUAUGUGCAUUCAGAUUGGAAAUGGAGCUAUGGUUUCAAACAUCAGCGCUCAAGAAGGAAUUUCUGUUGAGUAUUUUCGGUUUAGGGAUAGUUUGCUUGCAGAUAUAAUGAAUGCAGAUUUAGUUAUAAGUCAUGCUGGAGCUGGUAGCUGUCUUGAGAUACUUGAAGCUGGUAAGCCACUUGUAGUGGUUAUAAAUCAACAGCUGAUGGGUAAUCAUCAACUUGAACUUGCAAAACAGCUACAUGCUGAUGAACAUUUAUAUUACAGCACAUGUGAAAAUCUGAAAAGUGUGUUAGAAAAUAUGAACUUAGACAAGUUAAAACCUUUUCCUCAUGGAAAUGCUGGUAUUUUUGCAGCAUACCUUAAUAGUGUAUUUGGUUUUAAUGAGUAUAAUAAUGAAACAUAGAUUUCUAGAGUAUUUCAGCACUGCCUCGGGGAGUUAAUCUCAAUGAAGCAUUGGGAUUCAUGAAGGUGUACCACGUAAAGGAACAAUGUUGGUAUUAGAAUUGAGACAUACACAGUGUAUAUGCAAGGAACACAAGAACUCAGUUUCAGUCUGCAUUAUAAAUGAUCAAGUUACAUUCCACAAAAUGUUAAAUAUAAUAAUCACCAGUGAUAUUUUUACUGUAGAAUAUUAUGAAUUUUAUUAAUGUCAAAAUAAUAUAAAAACAUUCAUACUUAAUGUUUUGAAUAAAUGUAAUAAACUGAAUAAAUAUAAUAUUAGUAAAAUACACCAAUCUCCUCUCAUGUAAUACAUUCAUGUAAUUAUACAAAAACUUAAUU
Molecule: messenger RNA, 1212 nt
Organism: Schistocerca cancellata (South American locust)
Lineage: Eukaryota; Metazoa; Arthropoda; Insecta; Orthoptera; Acrididae
Gene: Alg13
Product: UDP-N-acetylglucosamine transferase subunit ALG13 homolog
Exons: 2
Coding region: 278-835 (185 amino acids)
Biological process (GO): dolichol-linked oligosaccharide biosynthetic process
Molecular function (GO): hexosyltransferase activity
Source: RefSeq, a predicted model, not a curated record